Colius striatus (speckled mousebird) is the source of this 3488-nucleotide messenger RNA. RefSeq names its product immunoglobulin superfamily containing leucine rich repeat 2 (gene ISLR2). NCBI's taxonomy places the organism in Eukaryota, Metazoa, Chordata, Aves, Coliiformes, Coliidae. The transcript has 2 exons. Gene Ontology annotation, molecular function: protein binding. The coding region runs from base 209 to 2305 and encodes 698 amino acids. The record is from RefSeq and is a predicted model, not a curated record.
GUUCGCAGCUCAGCCCAGAGAGGUGCGGAGGGUACGGGUGGGGUGUGUCCCCUUCCCAACCUCCUCACCGCGCCCCUCAUCGUCGUAUCCGGGCUGGCGGAGGCUCCUCCGUGCUAGAGGGACGGGGUUUUGGAGGAGGAUGCAGAGAACCGGUAACGCCAAGGAGAAGGGCUGCGUGUUGCUUCACGCUACUUAGGAGCGGGCGGAGAUGGCCCCACUGCUAGCCCUGGGGCUGGUGGCACUGCUCGGCCUGGCCCGGGCAUGCCCUGAGCCCUGUGCUUGCGUGGACAAGUACGCCCAUCAGUUUGCCGACUGCGCCUACAAGGACCUUCAAGUGGUGCCCACGGGGUUGCCCUCCAAUGUGACCACCCUCAGCCUCUCGGCCAACAAGAUCACCUCACUACAGCAGCGUUCCUUUGUGGAGGUGACCCAGGUCACCUCCCUCUGGUUGGCACACAACGAGAUCCGCUCCAUCGAAUCUGGUACCUUCGCCAUCCUGGUGCAGCUGAAAAACCUUGACAUCAGCCACAACCAGAUCGUGGACUUUCCCUGGCAGGACCUCUACAACCUCAGCGCUCUCCAGCUGCUCAAGAUGAACAACAACCACAUGGCUGUGGUGCCUCAGGGAGCCUUCCACACCCUGAAGGAUCUCCGGUCCCUGCGCAUCAACAACAACAAAUUCACUGCGCUUGCUGAGGGCAUCUUCGACUCGCUUAGUUCCCUCUCCCACCUGCAGAUUUACAACAACCCCUUCGAGUGCUCAUGCAAGCUCCAGUGGUUGAAGAAGUGGAUGGACAGUACACUCAUCUCCAUUCCCGAGAAGGACUCCAUCACUUGUGCCCUCCCAGAGCAACUCCGAGGAGUGCCAGUGGGGAAGAUCCCAGACAUGCAGUGCACCUCCCCCACUGUGCAGCUCACCUAUUACCCCAAUCUGGACACCACAGAACUCUUUGACGGGUUCACCCUGACGCUGCACUGUGCUGUGACAGGCACCCCACCGCCUGAAGUGAGCUGGAAGAUUCGCACCUCCAGCCAAACCCUGGAGCUCAAUGGGAACCCGAAGGAGAAUGCUGGGAAGGACUUCCCCAAACAGGACCCUGAGCGCUUCUUGGUCUUCAAGAAUGGCACGCUGGUGAUUCCCCACCUGAGCAAGCGGGAAGAAGGCACCUACACCUGCCUGGCCACCAAUGAAAUAGGGAGCAACCAGACUUCAGUCAACGUGGCUGUGGCAGGCACCCAGAAAUACCCACUGCAGCCUAGGAGGGACACGCUGGGGGGUAAAGUACACCCAGGUGACAAGAAGCCUGGGGCCAAGGGAGCAAAGAACAGUGUGCUCAUGCCAGAUGAGAGAAACAAACCCUUCAGUCCUACCCGGCAGAGCCAGCCGUCUUUGGCAGCUGGGACAGAGUCCGUGGGAGAUGGGCAAGUCCCUUUCCAGCUUCCACCAUUUGAGAAGAAGUGCGGCUUCACACAAACCAGCAAGUACAUUUCCAACCACGCCUUCAACCAGAGUGGUGACUUCAAGCAGCACACGUUCGACCUGGGGGUGAUUGCCUUAGAUGUGUCGGAGCAUGAUGCCCGGGUGCAGCUGACGCCCACCUACCUGCAGCCCGAGAAGGUCCACCUCAGGAUCCUCUAUCUGUGCCAGGAGAGUAGCCAGGGCCACGCCUUGGUCCAGUGGUCCAAGAUUGAAGAAGGGGUAAAUUCGUACUGGUUCCAGGGCUUGAAUCCUGGCACCAACUACUCUGUGUGUCUCACCUACUUGGGGGAAGACUGCCAGGUCCAAGUGGUUUUCACCACCAAAAAAGAGAUCCCCUCGCUCAUCAUCAUCGUGGUUGUGAGUAUCUUCUUGCUGGUGCUGGCCACCUUACCCCUGAUGGGGGCCACGUGGUGCCAUCUCCUCUCCAAGUAUCAUGGAAAGACUUACAAGCUCAUUAUGAAGGCCCAGAACCCGGACCAGAUGGAGAAGCACAUGGCUGCUGACUUCGACCCCCGUGCCUCCUAUCUGGAGUCUGAGAAGAACUACAAUCCCAGCGAGGUGGAGGAAGCAGACGUGGAGGAAGAAGAUGAGGUGGGGGAGGAGGAUGACGAAGGAGGCAGGCGAAGGAGGAGAGAGGCUGAAGGGGCUGUAGAGCUGGAGCGAGAGGAGAGCGUGGCGGCCAGCUCCAUGGCAGAAUCGCAAUCCAAAGCCAACGGCGAGGAGUUUGAGGUCCGCUCCGAGUACAGUGACAAGCUGCCACUGGGUGCCGAGGCCGUCACCAUCUCCCAAGAGAUCAACGGCAACUACCGGCAGCGUCCCCGCUGAGCCAACUCUCUCCCCCUCCGCACCCCUCACUCCAGUCCCCACCUUCUCGCUCUCCCCUUCCCCCCCCCGCCAACCUCCCGAGGCACCGCCGCUGCUUUUCCUCCGAGGAAACACCGAAGUAUCUUCAGCCAUGCCCACCUGACCUUCCUCCUCCUCCUCCUCCCUCAGGUGGCAGGUCCCCGGGGAAGAGACUUGGCCCCGGGGAUGGUCGGUGCAGGCGGGACAUUUCUCCCAGGAUUUCGUUUCUGUUUUGAGUACCGGCGGUCACCGGCGCUCCCGCCUCGGCGGCAACAGCACAACGACUGCCGGUCCCCCGCCCGCCUCUGCUGUCCGAUCUCUCUCUGAUUUCUUUCCUCUUAAAGGAAAAAAACGAAAACAGAAGGAAAAACGGGUAAAAGAAAAAAAACCCGAUCUCUCAAAACCUUUUUUUUUUCCUGGAAACGAUUCAGUCCCCGGCGGGUCCCCGGCGCUCCUCGGUCCGCUCCCGCCUCUCCCUCGGUUCCCGGUGAGUCCCCUCCGCUCCUCGGUGUGGUCCUGCCGCUUCCUGGUCCGACCGCGCCGCAGCCCGCUGAGGUCCCCGCCGCUCCUCGGCGUUACCCGCCCCGCUCCCUCUCCUCGCCGCUCCCCCGCGAGUCCCCGCCGGGCCUCGGUCCCGUCCCUGGCACCCCUCGGUGGGUCCCCAUCGCGCUCCCGUACAUCUCUAAUUUCGCCGGUGGGUGCCGGAGCUUUGCGGUCCCUGCCGCUCCCCGGUGGUGCUCUCCGUUCCCCAGCGGGCUCCCCUGGUGCCAUUCCCUCCCCGCUGCCCGCUGGCUGCCGGUGCUCGGCGGUGCGGUGCGACACCCGGUGCGCUCCCGCCGCUACGUUCAGCACCCGGCGGGGCUGGACAGCUCCGCGCCCCCCUGGGGGGCGACCCGACCCCCCGCCUUCCUCGUCCCAGUCCCGGUCCCCUCUCGACCCCUCGGGGCCCCUCGAUGUGUGUUGGGUAGAGUAGCCUUGUAGCCAAGUGUCUGUGCCGUAGAUGCGCCCGUGCUGCUGGAGGGCGGGCGGGCGAAGAGGGGUCCCGGCCCCGGAAGGCGAGGGGAUCACUGCCGCCGCCCUCCCGCCUCCGGUCCCCGGGAGUUCUGAGGCCGGCGAGAGCCUCGGGCGUCUUUCUACGAGCUUCUGUCUGUGAAAGAGUCAAUAA